This is a messenger RNA of Megalops cyprinoides (Indo-Pacific tarpon), 2731 nucleotides long. RefSeq names its product acyl-CoA dehydrogenase long chain (gene acadl). Gene Ontology annotation, cellular component: mitochondrion. Gene Ontology annotation, biological process: fatty acid beta-oxidation using acyl-CoA dehydrogenase; long-chain fatty acid catabolic process; carnitine metabolic process, CoA-linked. Lineage: Eukaryota; Metazoa; Chordata; Actinopteri; Elopiformes; Megalopidae. The record is from RefSeq and is a predicted model, not a curated record. The transcript is spliced from 11 exons. Gene Ontology annotation, molecular function: long-chain fatty acyl-CoA dehydrogenase activity; flavin adenine dinucleotide binding. The coding region runs from base 185 to 1516 and encodes 443 amino acids.
CUGCGAGGUCAGCCCGGACACAGGCUGACGAGGACAGUGUGGAUUCCUGUCUAGUUGUCUAUAUAUAGUUUUGAUUGCCCCCCCGAAGAGAAGAGUGAGAGACUCACUUCUAUUUAUCGUUUGAUAUCCCAAGCUAACGUUAGCUUCACAAAUCAAACUCAGCUGCAUUACGACGGGGAUAAAAAUGUUAAUCCAGAAAGUUGUUAGGAACUGUUUUGCCGGGUUUAAAAAUGUCAGUUUCAGGUGGUCUGGACAUCAGGCAUCCGUUGCCAUAAGAAUGCGGCUACAGCACAGUCAGCCCCAGCAUGGAGAGGCCCUCCCCUACCGCCCAGAGACAGCAAGCGCAAAGACCUUGAUGGACAUUGGCACGCGCAGGAUCUUUUCAGAGGAGCACGAUCUCUUCAGGCAGAAUGUGCGCCGCUUCUUCCAGGAGCAGGUGGUCCCUCACCACGAUGAAUGGGAAAAGGCGGGCGAGGUGAGCAGGGAGGUGUGGGAGAAGGCCGGAGAACAAGGGCUGCUGGGAAUUUACAUCCCUGAGGAACACGGCGGGAUUGGAGGGGACCUGCUGUCUGCGGCCGUUGUGUGGGAGGAGCAGAUGUACAGUAACUGCACGGGCCCUGGCUUCGCCUUGCACUCCGAGAUUGUCAUGCCCUACAUCAGCAACUAUGGCACCACGGCCCAGAUUGAGCAGUACAUCCCCCAGAUGGCUGCUGGGAAGUGCAUCUCUGCCAUUGCCAUGACAGAGCCUGGAGCUGGCAGUGAUCUUCAAGGGGUACGGACAUACGCCAGGAGGGAUGGCAGUGAUUGGAUCCUGAAUGGGAACAAGGUGUUCAUCACCAACGGUUGGAUGAGUGACCUGGUGAUCGUGGUGGCAGUAACGGACCGGGAAGCGCGGGCAGCUGCUCAUGGGAUCAGCCUGUUCCUGCUGGAGGCCGGGACUCCAGGCUUCCACAAGGGCCGCAAAUUGCAGAAGAUUGGCCUGAAGGCGCAGGACACGGCUGAGCUGUUCUUUGAAGAUGUCCGUCUCCCAGCCGACGCUCUCCUGGGGGAGGUUAACAAGGGUUUUUAUUACUUGAUGAAGGAGCUGCCCCAAGAACGCCUGCUGAUUGCAGACAUGGCCAUCGCAAGCUGUGAGUUCAUGUUUGAGGAGACCAGGAACUAUGUCAUGCAGAGGAAGGCUUUUGGCAAGACCAUCGCCCAUCUGCAGACGGUGCAACACAAGUUGGCAGAGUUAAAGACAGAGAUCUGCAUAGGGCGCACCUUUGUGGACAGCUGUCUGAAGUUGCACGCAGACAAGAAGCUGGAUUCAUCUACAGCCUCUAUGGCUAAGUACUGGGCAUCGGAACUCCAGAACCAUGUGGCAACACAGUGCUUGCAGCUCCACGGGGGGUGGGGCUACAUGUGGGAGUAUCCCAUCGCCAAGGCCUUUGUGGAUUCCCGUGUCCAGCCCAUUUAUGGUGGUACAAAUGAGAUAAUGAAGGAACUGAUCGCACGUAACAUCAUCAGCAAGAAGUGAGACUGCAGUAAGACACGCCCCCAGUCCCCACGAUCUUCACUGGCCAGUCAGUCCAAAGGGGAGGUUGUUUCUAUGAUGAAGAACCUAAAGUUUACAUUUAGGUUCCAACUAAAAGUAUUGGAUAAGGAUUAACCAUGUGCUUUGGUGGAGAGCUGUUCUUGCAUUGGCCAUUUUCGUCAAUACUGCCUUGUACAAGACAAAAAAUAUUGCUGUAAAUCUGUACUGGACCUUAAGCCAGUGUUCCAGAGAUCAAUUUCUUUUAUUUUCCCAAGCAGUUCAAACAUUAAAGUGAACUAGUUGUUUUAACAAAUACUCAUUUCCACUUGGCACCAAGUUACUGGGGGUAGGUGACAUUCUCUAAAAUAUGGAAUUUUACAUGUAUAAUUAAUUUCUUGUUUAUUGUAGACCAGCACAAUUAAGUCAUCCCUUUUUGGAGCUCAGUUGUUCAUUUUUUCCAUGGAAAGUUGAGUUGCAAACUAAAUAAAUAAAUAAGCUUGAUCUCUUUUCUCUGUUUUUUGUAUGCUGUAAGGUGGCAGUAGUUUUUACUCACUCUUUUUAGAAAUUGGAACAUUUUUUGUAAUUUUUUGUCAUAGGAAAUAAAUGUGCUGUGGACAUGUUUGGGUAUAUGUCAUUAAUGAGAUUCAGGAGAAGAAUUUUCUCCUGUGGCGUCAUUACAUAGUAAAAUGUUCCAUUAUGACUGUUUUACUUUGAACUGGCUUCCAUCUGAGUAAUAGUGACAUCAUGCUUGUGCUUUUUACUGAAUUGUGGGUUUGAUCAGUAUGUUCAGCAUUAAGAAACUGUGAAAAGGGAUUUUACCAUCUCUUUGGUGCCAAAUUGGUUGAACUUUUUGUGGCAUGGCAAAAAGAGCUGGAUGUAUUCUCUGUAUCAUGCUCCUGAUGUCUUUCACUUUCAAAAAAAAUUGAUAAACAAAUACCUGAUCAGAAUUUUGUAGAAACAAUUCCGUCUUUAUAAGAUUGUGUUUGAAAUUAGUGUUGUAGCAACUUCUAUUUGUCCAUUUUGGAACAGAGCAAAACUGAAACGUGUUUUGAAAUACUUUAUUGUAUUGAAAUAAAAGAAAUGGUAAAGAUGUUGAUUGACUUAAGUGACAAUAAGACGUUGCUGAACGAUCUACUAUUCAUAUGCCCACUGUGAAGUUAUUUUGGUCUGACCCUGUAAUAAAUUGCUCGUAAAUGAACUGGAGACUAUAAUCCUGGA